AGAGAGAAAGUGCAUCCAGCUCUCAGUCAUUCAUCUCUUGGGGAGAGGAGAGGAAACUAAAGCAGGACGGCAAAAGAAACAUAUUUUAAAUCAAGAAAAAAAAGGAAGAUUCUUGGUUUAAUCUCUGAUUAAAGAAGCUUCUCACUCCAACCUCAAACUGCAGUUUUCUCUCAUCAUCUUUCUUUUUGUACCCAAGACAAUUUUGCUGUUGCGAGUAUUUCACAUCACUCCUUCUACACUGCAUGAAGAUAAUUAACUUCUUCUCCUUUUGCAACUGAGGACACUAAAACUACAGAUUUAGGAAUCAAUCGCCAAAUCUGUGCCUGUUUUUGAAAGGAUCCCUGCAUCACAAGCAUCUCUUGCAACUUGAAUGUCCUUACAACUUGGACAGAGAGUGGAGCCCUUCGAUGAAGCGUGCAUAAAGGGACCGGUUGGCUUUUUCGGGAGGUGUAGGAGAAGGCGACUUCAAGAGGACGUACCGGGAUCAGAGCGCUCCUGGAAGAGCUCCGGGAAGAGGAGGAGUGGGGCACGUCAUGCUGAGAGAGAGCAUCCUCCCAGCCUUCUCACUCCCUACAAACACACACCCUUAAGACAGCAGAGCUACAGUAAUCUUAUAAAGUUACUGCAGGUGGAUAUCAUAGAAGUAUUUUAAAUAACCUUCUUAGUACCACACAGUAAGAUUAAGACAUCACAAAAUUUGCAAAAGUAAAUUAAGGUUUCAGAUAAAUUCAUCACUGGGUUCCAUAGACAUACUAUAAGCCAUUAAAAGGGAUAUUAUAGGAAUAUUGUAGAGUUUUGUCAGAGGCGCACACAGACACCCAGGACGCCCAAGCACGCUGCCGCAGAAUGGAUCUCGCACCAAUCAGAGGUUUAUCUGAUGUGCCGUGAGUGUUGGGAGCACCUUGCCGCAGCCCCGGCCUGCAGCCGUGGUGCCACCCAGCCUGGCGUACCAGGAUGGACCCUGCUCGUUCCUUCAGGAUGGAGCUGGAUGGGCUGGACCUCCAAGAGGUCCCAGUGCUGUCGCUCGACCAGAUACGUGCCAUACGGGCCAACAAUGACUAUGUGGAGAGGCCCGUGACGCUAGAACCGGCAUCCCAGUCCGGAUUUUUCUAUGCCCAUGAUGACCGUUACCCUAAUGGAGUAUACCCACACUACCCCCAGGCUUCCUUCCACUCAGCCCUGCCUCGCAGCCAAAGUCAGCAGCAGCACGCUCACCUAUCCCACCUGAGCCGUUCCAGUACCAUAAGCUCUUCCAUGUCUCGGACCAGUGCCACUUCGGACCAGCGGCUACUGGCAGGCUUGACACCUUCUCACUCUGGCCUUGGUUCGGUGGUCCGUUCUCAGCCUAAAGGAGAACUCAAGCCUGAUGCUUCAUUGGGUAAAACCCUGACAGAUGACGAGCUGGGACUUCAUUCGUUCAUCUGCGAGCGGUGUGGUCGCUGUAAGUGCCAAGAGUGCUGCGCCCCCCGCCGCCUGCCUUCCUGUUGGGCCUGUGGACAACGCUGUCUGUGCUCUGCUGAAAGUGUUGUGGAGUAUGGCACCUGCUUGUGCUGUGUUAAAGGCCUGUUCUACCACUGCUCCGCCCAGGAUGACGAUGAUAACUGUGCUGACCGGCCGUGCUCCUGUGCUCCAGCCCACGCUUGUGCCCGCUGGGGCACCAUGGGGCUGCUGGCACUCUGCCUGCCCUGCCUCUGCUGCUACCCCCCUGCCAGGCUGUGCCUUGCCCUGUGCCAGUGUGUCCACGACCGCACGACGCGCCCUGGCUGCAGGUGCAGCAACACCAACACUGUGUGCCGCAAGAUCUCCGCCUCCAACCCAACCCCUGGUCAUCCCUCGCUCCGCAGCAAGGCCCUGGAGAAGCCGUUAUGACAGGUCUAGAUGGGGGCCAGGUAAAUCCAUUUCCCCUCAGCUGUCGCCAAAGCAACGCUGUUGCCAAUCAACAGUGCCACAGCUGACAUUGUGACGACGAUGCCAUUGUGACCCAAAUACCUACAUUCGACAAGCUGACAAGCCAACCAACCAACCAACCAUAAAGUGUUGUUCACCUAAUGUACCUUGAAUUUACUUCAUCUCCAGCUCAGGAGGGACCAAAGCUUUACUGUGCCUGUUCAUGUGGGAGACUUCAUAGCCUAAAACAAAAUCUCAUCUAGACAAAGAAGCUGUCGUGUUUUGCUGGACUGCCCUUCAACCUUAAUCACGACUUCCAGACAGAAAUCACCUCUCUCUGCAUUCUAGGGUGUAAUCUGGAUGUGUUAAAAUCUAUUAACGUAUUUUUCAACCUCGUUCCUCCCCACCCUCUGCAAAGAGAACGCACAGAGCACAGAGAUAGACCAAAUCAGGGAGGAAAGAUGCCUGUGGCGAUGUCAAUGGUCUAGGCCAACAAGGUUUCUUGCCUCUAUAAAGAGAUAAUCAGAAGAAGCAUGAGUGAUCGCGGACUUAGACCACAAUGACAUUCAGAAAACUCUUAAAAAGCUUAAAGAUCAUGAAUGAAUGAAGAAAACAAUGUUGUGCUACGGUGCAUAUCUGACUGGGACUGGGAGCAAAGCACCAAGGCAUAACGUGAGAACAAAGACACUUGUAGCACAUCUACAACAACAGUUUGACACCAACAAAGGGGCCAUGCACUGUACGAGCUGAGUGAAUUUAAAUGCUAUUAAGCUCAUUUUCAAAGGAAAAGCACUGUGAGGUAGAUGGACAAUGUUUUCCCUAGCAGCCAAGAGCUGAAUGGGUGAUUAUUUAACCGGAGCGAGGGUGCAUCCGUUGUCACUAGGCAGUGUGUGUGUGUGUGUGUGUGUGUGUGUAUGUGUGUGUGUGUCCUCCUACUGUAAAACAAUCUGUGUAUGUAGAAGCUGUGUGUAUGUUGUUCUGUCAGCAGAAGAAGCCUCCCUUGUCUUAUUUUUAGCACAGCUGCUUCAGAGGAGCUGAGGGUCUGGUCAGGUUUCCUCCCGAAGUCAGUCUGUCGCCAACCUCCCUCCUCUGACCGACCUCCUUCACUGCCCCCACCUCCAUCCUUCUCUCCUCAUCCUUUACCACAUUUAAUCCACUCUCCUCCAAUCCUCUAAUCAAAUGAUGUUUUCUCUGAACCAUGUUUGUGUCUCGCUCUCAUUCAAACAGCCAGUUAGUAUCUUGAUCCAGAAUGACAUAUGGUGAGAAAUCAGCACGAUACGAUAACAAACAAUAACAUCAUGAAAGUAAAGACUUUCCCAAGCAAAAGUAAUUUUUGCACAGAGGUGCAGUAGCUGAAUCAAGUAAUUUGGUUCUAUAAAGUUGUACUUGGGACAACUUACUUCUCAAAACAUUAAACUUGUUUUUCACUCUUAACCAAACCAAAAUAUGGUCAUCAGAUUUCAAGCUAACCCACUUUGAGUUUGAUCCAGGGGCCACAUUCACAAAACGUCUUAAGGCUAAAUAGUCCCUGACGAGAAAAAGAAGAAAAUAAUGGUCUUUUUUUUCAACUCAAGUGUGAUUUGCUAAGCUUUUUAGCAUUACAAACAAACAAGUUCCUGUAAGUCUCGGGUGUUAGGGGUAGUCUGGAGGACUUCUGAGCCACUAGGAACUAAAAAUCAGUCGCUGCACUUUGUAUUUUGCAGAAUUUGGAAAAAUAACAUAAGGAGCUUUUAAAAAACAACACUAAUAUACACAAAAAUACAAUUACAAGCUAACCCAACUAACGAAAAGCCAUCUGACAAUCCCUUCUGCCUCGUCCGUCUCUCCUCUAACGCUUAGAGGGCUAAAGUCCUCCAGUUCCUGGUCCACAGAGAGUUGAUCAAACAGGCAAUUAGCUUCAUGAUAGCUUUUAAUGGGCCAGAGAAGAAUAGAGCGUGGGAGGGAGGGAAGUGAGGGGACAGGAUGAGUGGAGUUGUGGUGUUUGGCAGAUGGACAGCUGAUUGGGAGAAAGGGAUGCUGGAAAGAGAAGGAAGAGAGGUUUUGAUAGAGAAAAAAAGAAAAAAGGAAAGAGAGGAUGUUGAUGUUGCUAUUGAGUCAGAUGGAGACCACACAUUUUUGAACGAAAUGAGUGUGACUUCCCCAUUUUCUUUAGGUUAAUAUGACUUUCCUCGCUUCGACUGAACUUAUUCAGCACUUCAAGUACAAUUCAAUUCAAUUUCUAUGUAAAACAACAGCGCAUGGUUCUUCUAUGAAGAAAAAGCUGAUGAAACAACACACACACAGUGUCAGGUGUAUGCCUGUCUGUAUGCAUGUACUGUACAUGUUUUUAAGCGUGUGUGUUGUCAUGUUUGGAUGCAUAUGACCUUUUCUGUGUGUGUAUCUGUCAAAGUCCAUCACCUACGCACACACACACUGACCUGAUUUCUUAAAUGUUACUUUGCUAUAUUUUUAUAUGUAAAUAUGGGCUAUUAACUGUAUAACUAUUUUUAUUCUGCUUUAUUUUAUUUCUAUGAGAUUGAUAUUAUAAUGGCUGUUUUCCAUUAUAGUGAACAUUUAAUUAUUUACUGUUCAAUGUUUGCUGUCAGGGUUGCCCCAAAAGUAGAAUUGAUCACAAGGACUUUGGAAAAUACUGCAUCAGUUCAUUGCUACAUCCCUUAGUGAAGCUCAGUAUUAUGGCUUGGUUUUGAACCUUUUUGAAUACUUUUUGAAAGAAAAUACAUCUUAAGCAUCAAGUAUCAAAAGCUAAGCUAUGAUUACCCUUGUUCUUUCUGCUGGCCUGAAAGCAAACAAAUAGACAACAAAUUGGGAUUUCUCUAAUAACUAUUCUCAGAUGUGUAACAUCAUUCACAAUAUCACAACCUACAUUUUUUUUUUAAUUCAGGCAAACAGUAAGUUAAACAAUAAGCAUGACUUUGUGAGGAAAUGUUUUGUUUUCAGGAUGUAUGAAUGUGGCCCCACAUGUUUCUGUACUCGCUGGUUUCACUUUGAUAGACAGGUUGGCAACUGGGGAGAACACACUCAAUUUUACUAUGGCUUUUUUUCUUUUUUUCAUUGUUGCAACUUUCUCCACUUUUAGUGUUACUUAUGACAUUAUUAUCAGAUGUACUGACAACCAUAAUCUAUGACACCUGUUAAUGCAAAUCACCUAGGUUGACAUUAUGUCAUGCUGAUGAAUUUAAAAACUUUUCUUUUUUGUUCACUUUUCAUGCACAAGUUAGCAUUAUUAACCACCAAAAGCAGAACGAGUGGAAGCAUUGAAAAAUGCCAGUUCCAGGAUGAGGUGUAGAAAAAGGGAGGAACUAAGCUUUCCUAAAAAGCUGAAGGAAGCUUGUCAUGGGAGCCAUUUUUGAUCAUUCGCUGGCACAUCCUACCCUGCAUGCAUGCUCUGUGAAUGACAAAACGCUUCAAAGCAGCAGAAAUCUACCUGGCGGCCAUGUGCAGACACUGCUGGUUCAACUGGUCUGCCUGAUAGAGGAAACAAACAUUUUUUCUAUUGUUGUGGUGAUUGAAAACAAUAAUGUGAAUAGAAAACUUUCAAAAUGUAACUGCAUUACUGUGGUAAUGGCCUCAGAUGGGACACACACACACACACACACACACACACACACACACACACACACACACACACACACACACACACACACACACACACACACACACACACACACGACUUGAGGAACAUUUAGUUGUACCCGGAUUGUUUUCUGUCUGAGCUGGUUGGCGUUACAGAGGAAACUUUUUGCAUAUGCUUUAACCAUUUUAGUUUCAUCCAUAUUCAGAGUAGCUUUAAAAUAUUUACAGUUUUCCUAUCAUAACCUUUUUAGUAUGCAAUGUUUUGGAUGUACUACAGAUGCACACAGAGUCGCCCAAGCAGUGCAUUGUGAGGUACCAGGCUAAUCCACUUCCAAUCACUCCUUUUAAAUUAGUGAUUUUUCAAAAGGAGAUGGUGUACAAUUUUAUAAUGUAUAUAUCUAAACAUCACAAGUAAAGGCCUUUUACUUACCGAAAAAAAAAUAAUUUUACAUUUAAAAGUGAUCCAAAGUAAAAUGAUGGGUUAAAAAAUGUUGGGCAGCUGAAUGGGGAGCUAGUUGUUAGAUCAUGGCGGGAGAAAGUUGCAUGUGAAAUCAAUAAAAUUAAAUGAAAAUAUCAUGUAUCUUAACACGAUAUAGGGGAAAUGAAUCUAUUGCUAUAGGACUUUUGAGAAAACUCUUUCAUUGGCAGGUAUUACAUGGUGGUGCAACUUCCACACCUCACUGCUGCCUGCACGUGUGUAUCUGUACGUAUAAAUAAAGCGUUCCAAUACAUCGAUAUUUUAAUUCCAAGGAUUUCCCAAAUAUUUACAAAUGUUUUUGACAAUUCUCCCUCAGAACUGGAGCUUGUGUCAGGACCAUGUUGGAUGCUGUACGUACGCAGGCUGCCACUAUAACCAUUCACCUUCUCCUGCUGUGUCUUAGCAAGCAUCGCUUUUGGUACAAAUUGGCAUCUUGUAUGUUGUCAAAGAAUUUAAGGAGAGUAUAUGGAAAAAUAUAUAUAGAAAUCUAUCUAAAAUGAAUAUAUUAUACAUGGAACAAUACACAUUUCACACUUUCUCUUUCAUUGCUGAUAUUGCUUCAUGGAUAUUUAUUUAAACGGUUGCAACAAUAGCGGUAACAAUGAUCAUGAGGAUGGUGUUGAUGAGUGAAGUAUUUAUUUUACAGUGGUCAGAGAAAAUGAUGAGCACCAAUGUUGUUGUUUGUCUUUUGAUUUGGUUUAUUUGUUCCUCUCGGUGUGGUGUGGCUGCUGCUAACCUCCUGGCUAAAGAUGAACCAAUAAAAAAGGAGUUUCCAAACGGAA
Molecule: messenger RNA, 6720 nt
Organism: Etheostoma spectabile (orangethroat darter)
Lineage: Eukaryota; Metazoa; Chordata; Actinopteri; Perciformes; Percidae
Product: protein sprouty homolog 3
Exons: 2
Coding region: 955-1869 (304 amino acids)
Biological process (GO): negative regulation of fibroblast growth factor receptor signaling pathway; multicellular organism development; negative regulation of Ras protein signal transduction
Cellular component (GO): membrane; cytosol
Source: RefSeq, a predicted model, not a curated record